GAUUCCAGCGCAUGCGCUGACGUGACUGGAACCACGAGUACGCCGGUACUUCUUCUCAUUAAAGUAGAAAAAUCGUAGUUUUUCUUGAUUCCACUUUGAUCUGAGAAGUUGGUGAGAACGAGUAAGUGAACAUUUCCCUCAAGUUGUGAGUUAAUCUACAAAUUAUUGAGAUUGGAUUACUAGUUUACUAAUAAUUUUUAUUCGAAACUAUGUAUUCUAUUCUACACGUGUCAAAAAGCUAUAGAAGGUCUAUUUAAAUAAAAGAAAUAUCGGUUUAGUUUUUUCGUACAUUUUGAAUAAAUUACGAUAAAUUUAAGUAGUAGGUGGUAAAGACACGUUUUUAAAUUUUAACUAGCCAAGACGAAAAGGAAUAUUUUAAAAAUAUAUAGUCAUUUAUUGAAUUUUUCUCCAACAGAAUAUGGCACUAAGUGAAAUUGUUGGUGUCAACUUUGUAUUAAGUGCUUUCUUCUUUGUGAGAGCGUUGAGUAAGGCACUCAUUACCUAUGCUCAAAAUGCUGAUUUUCCUAGUCACACCAAGAUCAAGUCCAGAGGAUUGACUGAACCCCUUCCCAAGAAACUCCCUACCGCUGUUGACAUUAAAAAAGCGAUUCCAAAGGCCUGUUUCAAUCCAACAGUUAAGGAGUCAAUGUAUUAUGUGUUUCAAGACUUCUUUUUGGUGACUGCUGCAUACGCUUUAAUGAAAGCUUCUGAAGUAUUUCUACCCGGUUGGUUACACUGGCCCUGUGUAUUUUUGUAUUGGGCUGUUCAAGGAACGUUGUUCACUGCUAUCUUCGUUCUUGGACACGAUUGUGGACAUCAAAGUUUUAGCCAUCAUGGCUGGUUCAACGAUUUAGCAGGAAAUAUAAUUCAUAGCUUUAUUCUGGUUCCAUAUACAAUGUGGAAAUUGUCUCAUAAACACCAUCACAAAUUCACAAACAACUUUGACAAGGAUGAAGUUUUCUACCCGGUAAAAGAAUCAGAACCAUGUGCUGGAGGUAAAGUCCUUCCAGGAUUCGGAUUUGGUAUUGGAUGGUUCGGUUACGUCUUAAGAGGCUAUGCUCCAAGAGCAGUCUGUCACUUGAAUCCUAUGGACCCCAUGUUUAAAGGCCACAGAUUGGCAUGCGUAAUUACUCUUCUCUUCAACAUGGUUUCUAUUUAUUUGCAAUAUUGUCACUUUAGUACUUUCGGUGGAUUUACUGCCUGGUUUAAAUAUUACUUUAUUCCUCUCUUCAUUUUCGCCAGUUACAUGGUCAUCAUUACCUUUUUACACCAUAACGAAAUGGGUAUAACCUGGUACAACGAUUCCGAAUGGGAUUUUGUUAAAGGUCAAUUACAAACUGUCGAUAGACAUUAUGGUUUAGUUCAUAAAGCCAUUCACCACAUCGGAACUCACCAAAUGCAUCAUAUGUUCUCAAAGAUCCCACAUUAUAGACUGGAGAUGGCAACAUCUGCAUUCCGCAAGACCUUCCCAGAUUUAGUAAGAAUAUGCGAUGAGCCAAUUUUACCCGCUUUUAUGAGAAUGUUCGCUAAAUAUGAAAAGCAAAAUAUUAUCGCUGACACAACGAAAGAAUUUGCUUAUCAAUAA
Messenger RNA from Dimorphilus gyrociliatus, 1585 nucleotides. The record is from the annotation of a GenBank genome assembly. NCBI's taxonomy places the organism in Eukaryota, Metazoa, Annelida, Polychaeta, Dinophilidae.